Messenger RNA from Colletotrichum destructivum, 2217 nucleotides. Its product is annotated as Putative metal-dependent hydrolase, composite domain superfamily. The coding region runs from base 415 to 1929 and encodes 504 amino acids. The record is from RefSeq and is a predicted model, not a curated record. Lineage: Eukaryota; Fungi; Ascomycota; Sordariomycetes; Glomerellales; Glomerellaceae. The transcript has 2 exons. Gene Ontology annotation, molecular function: deaminase activity. Gene Ontology annotation, cellular component: cytosol.
GCCACGCCAGCGAAAGUCAGAAGCAUCCAAGAGCCUGCCCUGCUGCCAUUGGGUCGAUCCGGCAUGCACGAUGGAGCGCACUCGUUCGCGUUGGCGGAUCUCACAUCAGAACAGUCAGACGAGAGUCAGACGAUAGUCAGCAUCCUCCUCCAUCCCUCCAGUAACACCAGGAACCCACAACGGAUUCCACCUCUUGGGGGGCGGAGGGGUGCCAAGCUGAACUUUUCCAGGUCAACAUGUCAGCGGAUGAGAGGGAUUUUGGACGCGAGCUAGACGCGAUGCGACUCUGGCCGUUUUCUGAAUGGCUAUAUAAGCCCCGGCCCGGGAAGCUCGGCCUGUUUCUAUGUCUGCCAACCUAUAAGUGAGAGAACAGACAUCCAAGACGGCCUGAUUCAACCUUUGUCUACAUCCGCCAUGCAUUCCUUCACGUUGGCAGCGGCCCUCACGGCCACGGCCAGCCUGGCAAGCGCAUCCUCGGUCCUCCUCCGCGGCGGCACCAUCGUCGCCUUCGACGCGGACACCAACGCCCUCAACGUCGUCCGCAACGGCUCGCUCCUCAUCACGGACGACCGCAUCACGUCCAUCUUCACGGCAGACCAGCCCUUACCCCGGACGUCCAACGACACCGAGGUCGUCGACGCGACGGACAAGAUCAUCACGCCCGGCUUCGUCGACACCCACCGCCACGGCUGGCAGACGGCCUUCAAGACCAUCGCCUCCAACACGUCGCUGGCCGAGUACUUCACCCGCUACGGCGAGUUCGCCGCCGCGGGGCUGCUGAGCGCCGACGACGUCUACAUCGGUCAGCUCGCCGGCCUGUACGAGGCGCUCAACGCCGGCGUCACCACGACGCUGGACCACGCCCACCACACCUGGUCCGACGAGACCUCCGAGGCCGGGCUGAGGGGGAGCAUCGACAGCGGCGCGCGCGUGUUCUGGUCGUACGCGUUCCACAACGUCACCAACUACACCGUGUCGGAGCAGCUCGACAACUUUAGGGACAUCGCCACCAGGGCCGAGUUCGACGGCACCGCGACCAGCCUGGGCAUCGCCUGCGACUUCUUCGGCCCGGACCCCGUUCUCGCCGAUGUCAACGCCGUCGUCGACCUCGCCAAGGAGUUCAACGUCUCCGUGAUCACGACUCACAGCCUGCAGGGGCAGUGGGGAUACACCAACAGCCCCGAGGACCUCCACGCCAUCGGCGCCCUUAACAUCAGCAUCCCCAUCGUCUUCUCCCACGCCUCGUUCCUGACCUACCGAGGCGCCUCCCUCCUCCGCUCCACGAACCAGUACAUCUCCAUCACGCCCGAAUCGGAGAUGCAUUACGGCCACACGCACCCGCACAGCCACCUCAUCCAGGACCAGGGCUCCCUGGGCGUCGACACCCACUUCACCUUCUCCACCGACAUCCUCACACAGGCCCGUCUCUGGCUGCAGAGCACCCGCCGCCUGCUCUACCAACAGGUGCUCCAGCACUGGCGCGUGCCCACCAGCACGCCCAUGACCGCCGACCAGGCCUUCCUCCUCGCCACGCGCAACGGCGGCCUCGCCCUGCGCCGCCCGGAUCUGGGCGUCAUCGCCGAGGGCGCCAAGGCUGACGUCAUCGUCUGGGACGGCGGCAGCCCCGCGCUGCUUGGCUGGGUCGACCCCGUGGCCGCCGUGAUCCUGCACGCCAGCGUCGGCGACGUCGAGCACGUGCUCGUCGACGGCAAGUUCGUCAAGAGAGACCGCGCGCUCGUGGCGCCCGGCUACGCGGGCGUCAGGACGCGGUUCCUGGAGAGCGCGCGCAAGAUCCAGCAGACGUGGAGGGACAUCCCGUUCCCUGUUCUCGAGGGGGUGUUCAGCGGGUCUGGCGCGCCGUACGAGGCGCCGUUGUCGGUCGACGUCGUGACUGGUGACGAGACUGGAUAUGGCGACAUUCAUGUGUAGAUGAUGGUUGGGGGAGGGGAUUCCAUUGCUUUAGACAUGACGAAGAUCAACUGCCAUCAGUUGAGGCAAGGCCGGCCGUUUGUGGCUCGAAGUCUUUUUCUUUCUCUCCAAUUUCUCUUUCGGCGUAAGCCGCAUCGAUAUUCCUCCUGACAGGAUAUGACAGCGUAGCACUUUAGAAAGACGGGCGUCACUUUAACUUUAAUAACUAUUGGGAGUAAAAGGAUAAUUACAGGCAAUAGUAGAAUUAAUUCGUUCGAGACAAAAACAGCGCCAGCGUUGCAUGGAUCU